Drosophila hydei is the source of this 1283-nucleotide messenger RNA. Its product is annotated as E1A-binding protein p400. The record is from RefSeq and is a predicted model, not a curated record. NCBI's taxonomy places the organism in Eukaryota, Metazoa, Arthropoda, Insecta, Diptera, Drosophilidae. The coding region runs from base 102 to 1148 and encodes 348 amino acids. The transcript has 2 exons.
GCAGUUCAGUUCAGACCCGGACUCGGACCCAGACACCCCCAUCCGUAAUUCGGAAAACAUAGAUAAUACUUAAACCUGGGAGCUGAUUGCUGUUGUUCGCGAUGGCCGAUGGUUUCAAGAAGUAUUUCAAUGGCACCACGAUGAGCGGCCGCGCGAAUGUUGCCAAGGCCACCUAUGCAACCUUGGCGCUCGUCUAUUUGUUCUAUCGCGUGCGUCGUAGCAAGAGUCAGCCGACGGACGACAAAGAGCCGGUGGAGAUCAAGGAGCCAUCGGAGUUCCAAGAGCAGCCGAACUGCAACUGCGAUGAGAAAAAGAAGCCGAAGACGGACCCAAACGAUUGCAUCGUUUGCCGUGAGCGACGACCACGCGAAGAUCAAUGCCAGAAAGAACCACCGCCGCCGCCACCACCGUCAUCAGCAUCGGAUAAGUGCGAAGCGCCGAAACGCCGCAAAUGCCCGUGCGACGCGUCCAAGCCACAGCAUAUGCAGCAGCAUCCACAGAAGGAGCCACAGCCGCAGAGCAAUCAACAGCACCAACCGCAGGCGAGCUACACUAGCAGCCAGGAGCAAGCGGAUGAGGCGCAUCCGGCACGGGAGCUCAUCUCCCAGAUGCAUGAAGCUGCGUCCCGAGUGCUGCGCAAUGUGAUUGGUGCCGUUAUUGGCGAUUCAGCAUCUGGUGGAACCAACUGCAACCACACCGACGAGAAUUGCAGUUGUCCAUCAAAAGCCGCCAGUCCUGCUGCCGCUGCGGUGCCGCCAGCUGGUCCGAUCCCUACCGUGGGUAUUGUCGAUGCCAAUGACCCGUUGGAGGAUGAAGCCAGCGACUAUGACUCUGACAGUCAGCUGCUCAGCCGCCAGCGACGCACUGCACCGCGCGCCUGCGUGCCCAGCAAUACCAGCAGCGACCUCGAUGUCGCCACUGAGGCGGAAAGACGUGAGCCGCAGACACUAUCGAAAAUCAAAACUGAAUCGCAAACUCCAAUCAAGUUGCAAGAGCAAGCGCAAACGCAGCUGCAGCCGCAGGCGCAGAAUCAAAUGCAGUCCACCUCCUCGCCACAAACGCAGCCAAAAUCGCAACCACAGCAAAGAUAUCGCUGCUUCGAGGAUGACUUUGCAUCUGAUCUGUUCUUCGAGGACUUUGAGGAAUAGGAUCUUAGGGGGAGGGGACUAGAUCCGCGGUUAACACCUGUCUACCAAAAUUCUCAGUGCAAACGAACUGUUUAUUAAAUUAAACGGCAGCAAAAAUUGCUCCUGUCUAGAAAAUAAGAGAAAUAUCCAUAUCUA